AUGCCCGCCAGGAGCAUCCCCGAGGAUGGACAUGCUCAUCAUACAAGCAACGGGCGUCCAGAGGCGGACGAAUUCGACGAUGAAAUCUUUCACAAGGGUUUUGGGCAAGUCUUGACUCGCAGGAGCAUUUUACGGGGGGCAAAUGGCAUGACACUCGGUGAAAUGACGAUGCGCAACUGGGUAAUCCAACCUGGCAGCUUGAUCACUCAUGCCGAAGCUGUACCCACUGCCGGCUUCAGCAUUCUGGGAGCAAUGACACUGACGGCAACGGUGGCCGCGACAUUCUACACGACUGCAUCGGACGCCAUGGUGGCACCCAAACUGAAGUAUGGAGGCUGGGAAAGCAAAGAGCUGACUGGCCUUGUUCGCACUUCCUACGCCAACCCUCAAUAUGUCGCAAAAGAAUGUCCCUCUCUGCUGAAUGCGCAAGACGAACCCCACGCGGCCGCGUCGUGCUCCAACGUCCUUUACUCGGGUGCUAGUUAUCGGAACCUCCUGAAGUACAUGUCGGUAUGGACAGAGAUCAGCGAGAAUGGUACCGGCGGCAUGACGGACCUGAAGGAUCGGCCUGCAGGAACGACGCUUCUGUUUGAUAAUACCACAAUGGAAGCCACCUGGAUCGAGACGGAACAUUCAAGCAUGGAAGCCAACUUUGCCACGUGGGACAGAGUGAUUAACAAUGUCACGAUGGCCAUGCCGCAUCCGGGUGUGUACGCUGCUGCGACCGAUGAGGCCAACAGUAUCCUCCAGCCCGAUGAUCUGGCCGGUGUAGGCGAGUACAUGAUUCGAGCUGGGGUGGUGAGUCCCAGCAUCAACGUCAUGUGCGUGAACAUGAACCGCGAUGAGCUGGCGCCCCUUGUGUACACGGAGUGGCUCAAUGCAGAGACAGAUGACACAGGUGUUGGGGACCAGAAGGGCGCCGCAGCGGGCUGGGAGUCCACCAUCCCGAGCGUUCCAUACGAAAACGAGGAUAAUGACGCUAUCAUUGACGACUCAUUUCUGAACAGUACGGCUGUAGAUGAUGUGUUUCGCUGGGGACAACAGUACUAUCGAUAUCCUCCCGUGUUCCCAAUGCUACCUUCCAACUACAACAUGAUCACGAAUUCGAGCGUCUACAACUCGUCAUCAAUAUACAUUUUGGCCAAAUCUCCCGCACUCACUGACUUUACUCUCUGCGAACUGAACUCAUGGACAUCGCCCAAUUGCUCAACUCGCUUCGACAUUUCAGGCACGGCGGGAGCUCGCAUUACCGCCCAUUGCGAAGACGCAAAUGACAGAGACAGCUUUAUACAAUCCUUUGACAAUGGGUACCCGGCAUGGGGUGGACCCUCGAAAGACUGGAAAUGGCUCGCCGAUGCGUGGCGGCUUUCCAUGGACCUAAACGGGGGCGUCUACAACAACAAUGCCUCGAACGCACGCAUCAUCACGCAACUUGCUUUACAAGACCCUUCUCUACCAAAAAUGCUUCCUUCCAUGGCAGAGGCGCUUGCGGUCUACGCUUCAUCAACCCUCGUCUCUGGAGCGAUCGAUUCACCCUUUGUGCACUAUUGGGAACAUAACCCAAACAUACUCGAUCUUGGUGUUCGCCAGGCCUUUAACGCCUCAAUUCGCACACAGCAAUACACAUCUGGGCAUGCCAAUGACUGGCAAGCCAUCUUCUAUGUUAUUCUCUCUCUGGUCUUUGUGAUCAACCUGUUCUGCUUGGGCUAUUUCGUCACGCGCUCCGGACUCGUCACAGACUUCACCGAGCCUCAGAAUCUCUUUGCACUGGCCGUCAAUUCUCCGCCAAGCGAGGCACUCAAAGGCACUUGUGGUGGUGGGCCCGGCGGCGAGAGCCUAGUCAUCCCUUGGAGAGUGGCGUAUGCACCAAGUGCAAACCACUACUUCUUUGAAGAAGCUGAGCGCAAGGGGAAAACCAAGGCUGCCAGGAGUGAAGUUGAAUUCAGUGAUAGGGUGCAUCCAAAAUCAGUUGGUACGAAUGAGAAGAACUGGCGAGUUGACUUCAUGUAUGGCCUGCACCUUAUUCCCCUUUUGUAG
Emericellopsis cladophorae is the source of this 2037-nucleotide messenger RNA. RefSeq lists its product as uncharacterized. The record is from RefSeq and is a predicted model, not a curated record. Bases 1 to 2037 code for a protein of 678 amino acids. The transcript is spliced from 4 exons. NCBI's taxonomy places the organism in Eukaryota, Fungi, Ascomycota, Sordariomycetes, Hypocreales, Bionectriaceae.